AUGGUGAACGAAGAUCACCCGCCCCAGCAAUCCCAGAGUCCCUCGCAGAAGCCUAAACCUCUCGACGAUGCUAUACUUGAAGAGUUCUACAAAUACGUCAAUGCCCUUGUGCCGACAGAAAUUCCCAAAGACAAACGACUCGAGAAAUGGACCAAGGUCAGAGUCGGAGAUCUCUUGGAAGUCGGAUUCCUGGAUGAAUUUGUCUUCCAAGGGCAACGUACUCCCUACCGGGAACUGAUGGAGAGUGCGCAUUCAGAGAGAAUCGACGAAGAAUGUGCACAUGAGACAGAGUUCAGCAAGGUGCUGUUUCCCGAAUUGCGCCGUCCGGAAACCUUUUCGCGCACAGAUCUGCCGAAGAGGAAUCAGGUAGACUUGGCUCGCGGUCGCAUGAACACGUACUGUUUUCAGCACCAGCACUGGAAGCUCGAUCGCACCCUUGAUCGUUUCCUUAUUUCCAUGAGUCCUUGGAAGUCUUCGAAACAUAGAUGGGAGAGGACGGGGUCGGACCGAGGAUAG
Cryptococcus wingfieldii CBS 7118 is the source of this 516-nucleotide messenger RNA. RefSeq lists its product as hypothetical. NCBI's taxonomy places the organism in Eukaryota, Fungi, Basidiomycota, Tremellomycetes, Tremellales, Cryptococcaceae. The transcript has a single exon. The record is from RefSeq and is a predicted model, not a curated record. Bases 1 to 516 code for a protein of 171 amino acids.